AUUUUGUCCAAAAAAAAAGAACAUUGCAUGCAUAUUUUUCUUUACUUUUCAUCAUUUCUUAAUUAAUUUUCAUUGUGUGUAUAUACUUUGCCAAACAAAUUUACACGGAGUUUUAAAUAAAAUUUUAACUUUUCUAAAAUUUAGAUAAAUAAGUAAAAGACUGGGUGGUAAUGUUUUGAAGGAUAUAAAUCAACUUUGUUAAAAGAAUAUUGUGAAUUGUUGGCAAGAGAAAAUGAAUCUUUAGAUUAUGUGAUGAGUGGAGGAAGACAAAUUAAAGGCAGACGGACGACAGUAAUUAAUGAGAUAACAACGCUCUGAUUGGUAAUACAUUUUGAUUAAUCUUACGGGGCAAAUUAUUCUUUUCUGUUUUUACUAGAAAAAAAAACACUGGAAAACAUGAUAUAAUGGGAAUCAACAUGUUAUAAAUCUCCUACUAAAACAUGUUAUUUAUAUUUAUUGAAAUUUAUUAAAUGUUAUUUUAGAUGAGUUACUUAUGUCUUUUUGUUUCUGUGGUAUAAAAUCAAUGAUUUAUGAAACGUAAGGAACCAUUAAACUCUUUGCUUAGUCCACCAAAUUCUCAAUGGUUAUAGGAUCAACGAUUCUAAACAUAGGACACUAAACAACCCUAUAAAAACAAAAAAUAAUAAUUCCAUUCCAUUUCAAUUCAAAUCAUUCAAUUCAUACUUUGUUCCUCGUAAGAUAUAGAAAAUUUAGGAAAACCAAAAAGAAAAAGAUAAAGAACAAUGGCAAGAGUUCAUUUAUUGUUAUGCUUCACACUUGUAUUUGCAUCUGUAACCCUUUUAGACGUGACUUCAGCUUUUCUGAAGCUGAAGCCAUCUUUACCACAGAUUGAAGAUCCGAAGACGGUGGGUGACGUUGAAGGCUACACUGUUAACGUAGUGAUGGUAUUUGUGGGGGACCUCGAGAAAGAAUGUCCUAAAACAAGCAAAUUCAAAAUGUUCUUCGACAAACUUAGAGGAUUUGCCAAGUAUGUUUGCCCACUAAAAAUAUUUGGCAAAAAAGAUGAUACUGACAUGAAGGCCAAAGAAGCAGGCAUCCUCAAAUCCAUAGCCUCUUUUGCUAUUGGAAGGAUAAAGAGUGAAAUUCAAGAGGAGAAACAGGAAGCUAUCGAAACCUUUAAGUUUAUGAAAUCCUUGGCUGGUAGAAUUCUCGGUGGCCGCAAGAAAGAAGAGAAAGAAACCACGACACUAACACCUGAACAGCUUAAAGAAAUCAAAGAUGGGAUCUUGAAGUGGCAGACUGUGAUUGUUAAGAUCACAAACACUAUGGUAGUUAGCACAACAAACAAUGAAGGCUCUGCUGGUUCAAAUCCUGGAGCUGGAACUCCCUCUAUGGAUACAAACAAUCAAUCUCAAGGUACUCCCUCUACGGAUGAUACAAACAAUCAAUCUCAAGGUACUCCCUCUACGGAUAAAAACAAUCAAUCUCAAGGUACCACUGGAGGCUCUUCGAGUCCUAACUCCGGAAGCGCUACUGGAAGUCCAUCAAACAAGCCAUCAGCUGGUUCAAACCCUGGAGCUGGAACUCCCUCUACGGAUACAAACAAUCAAUCUCAAGGUAACACGAACACUGCUUCAAGUAGAAGUGAAACUACUAGCCAGACCACGGAAGUGACAGUGACAGAAGUCGAGACUCAGACUUCCGAACAAGUUAUGACAUUCCUAAUGAACCUAGAGAAGAAGUGUCCACCGAAGGAGGAAUACAAGCAAUUUUUCGAGAAGCUAAAGAGUACCAUGACAGGUUCCGCAAAGGUUUCUUCUCCUAAGAAAAAAGGAGGCUUGUUCGGUAUGAUCAAAGGUGCUGUUGGGAAAAUAGGUGAUGCCAUGCAAUUUAUUCGUUCAAGAAUUGGAAACAAAUCAGCAGAAGUAAAGAAGUCAAUGGAAACUUACCAAGCAGAAGUGAUAAAGAAUAUGGAAGAGCUAAAUGCAAUCUACGCUAAAAUUGUAACCCAAAAUCAAAGCAAGAAAGGAGGAGCAAUGACAUGCACACCAGAACAACAAGCAGAGAUAAAGACGACAAUCACCAAGUGGGAACAAGUCACAACCCAAUUCGUUGAGGUUGCUAUUAAGAGUGAAACUUCGACAACUACUUCUACAUCAUCCUCCACGGGAACAGCGCAGCCAAAUUGAACUCAAAGAUGACAAAAUUAGUAACCAGUAGCUUACAUUAUUUAAUUUUGAUUGUAAAUAAAACAAAGAUUGGUGUAGGCCAGCAAGUAAUAACUAUGUAAACGUAUAUAUAGACUGUAAGCAUUAUACAUGCCAUUCAUGUAAAAGUGCUGAUUUUUGAAACGAAUUUUUGUGAUA
Messenger RNA from Brassica rapa (field mustard), 2327 nucleotides. RefSeq lists its product as uncharacterized. NCBI's taxonomy places the organism in Eukaryota, Viridiplantae, Streptophyta, Magnoliopsida, Brassicales, Brassicaceae. The record is from RefSeq and is a predicted model, not a curated record.